This is a messenger RNA of Clupea harengus (Atlantic herring), 2384 nucleotides long. It is a transcript of the gene mfn1a, whose product is annotated as mitofusin-1-like. Gene Ontology annotation, biological process: mitochondrial fusion; mitochondrion localization. The record is from RefSeq and is a predicted model, not a curated record. The transcript has 13 exons. Bases 748 to 2268 code for a protein of 506 amino acids. NCBI's taxonomy places the organism in Eukaryota, Metazoa, Chordata, Actinopteri, Clupeiformes, Clupeidae. Gene Ontology annotation, cellular component: mitochondrial outer membrane. Gene Ontology annotation, molecular function: GTP binding; GTPase activity.
UGGCCAUAGAAAUUAAGUGAGCGCAGACUGUCUGAGCAUGUAGAUAUGAAAAGAACACAUCUAACAUUUCACCCUCAGGUCCAUCCACUAUUUGUGUGUCAAGGGUUUGUGUAGGUAUGGUCAGAAUACACAUAGAAAUUGUGGUGUGAACUAUAUUCAGCAGGGAUACAAUAUAUUAUACAAUAAAUUAUAUAAUAUACCACAUAAAUAUACCUCUGAAAAAACAUACCAUAUAUUCAGGCUUGCAUAUAGUAUGUGUUUUCUAUAUCAGAAAGCAAACACUUUACCCAUUUGGGGUUGUGAUGUUAUCUAAGUGAUAUUUAUUUAUAGGUGUUAGAGGAUGGAAAGGAGGAGCAACAGGCAGCCAGCUGGUGGGUUAAAACCUGAAUAAGAGGAUUGCAGGUUCCUACUGCUAGACUCACACCACACACUCCUUAGAAGGUAGAGGUUCGGUGCCAGCUCACACACACACACACACACACACACACACACACACACACACACACACACACACACCCAGGGGAUUGACUGCACACCUCAGUGAGUCUGAAGAAGAAGGGAGAGAGAGGGGGUGAGAGAAAGAGAGGGGGUAGGGAGAGAGACAGACUUCUCUAGAGCUGGAACUUGUUAUGGAAAACACUGGAAGGAUAAGUGCAAGUGGCAAUGAACUGUGAGAGCUUAUGCUGAUACAGGAAAAAAAAAAAAUUGGACGCUUCCCACUUAAUUUCUUCACUGCAGCGCACAAACAUGGACCAAGAAGACAUAUCCCCCCUGAAGCAUUUUGUAGUAGCCAAGAGGACAAUCAGUACUAUAUUUGACCAGCUGCAAGAGUUUGUUAGAGAAGGCUCUGGGUUUGUGGAGGAGACAUGGCACAGCGAGGACCUGGAGCAGGUGGCCGUGGAGGAUCAGUAUGUGCAGAUGCAGGCCUGCGCGAGGAAGCUGGCCAUCAUUAGGGAGGUGCUGGCCCGCAGGCACAUGAAAGUGGCUUUCUUUGGCAGAACGAGUAACGGCAAGAGUACGGUGAUCAACGCCAUGCUGCGGGAGCGGGUGCUGCCCAGUAGCAUCGGCCACACCACCAACUGCUUCCUGAGCGUGGAGGGCACGGAUGGUGACAUGGCCUACCUCACGACCGAGGGCUUCGAUGAGAGGCGGAGCAUUGAGACGGUGAAUCAGCUUGCCCAUGCCCUGCAUAUGGACCCCAGUCUGGACUCAGGCUGCCUGGUCCGAAUGUUCUGGCCCAAGACCAAGUGUGCCCUGCUGAGAGAUGACCUGGUGCUGAUGGACAGCCCAGGCAUCGAUGUCACCUCUGAGCUCGACAGCUGGAUCGACAAGUUCUGUCUGGACGCUGAUGUCUUCGUGCUGGUGGCCAACGCCGAGUCCACCCUGAUGAACACGGAGAAGCACUUUUUCCACAGAGUGAGUGAGAGGAUAUCGAAGCCCAACAUCUUCAUCCUGAAUAACCGCUGGGACGUCUCAGUGUCGGAGCCAGAGUUCUUGGAAGAUGUGCGGAAGCAGCACAUGGAUCGCUGUGUUAGUUUCCUGAUGGACGAGCUGAGGGUGGUGGACGCUCGGCAGGCUCCCAAGCGUAUCUUCUUUGUGUCCGCUAAGGAGGUCCUGAGCUCCAGGGUGCACCGAGCCCAGGGCAUGCCAGAGACAGGUGGUGCCCUAGCGGAAGGAUUCCAGGAAAGACUCAGGGAGUUCCAGAGUUUCGAGAGAACGUUUGAGGAGUUCAUUUCACAGUCGGCAGUGAAGACUAAGUUUGAGCAGCACACCAUCCGAGGCUGGCAGAUCACAGAAUCCGUCAAGGCCAUCAUGGACGCCAUCAACAUUGCCUCGGCAGAGAAGAAGGUGCUCUCUCUGGAGGAGCGCGAGUCUCUCAUGGACCGGCUGGAGUUUGUGCGCAAUCAGCUUAACGUGCUGACCGAGGAUGUCAAGGAAAAGAUCAAGGCCACCGCUGAUGAAGUGGCCGCCAAGGUGACCGCUGCCAUGCUUGAGGAGAUCAAGGGUCUGUCUGCUCUGGUGGAUGAAUUCUGCUCGGACUUCAGCCCGGCCCCUAAUGCCUUAGCUCUCUACAAAUCAAAACUGCAGGCGUAUGUGGAGGAGAGGAUGGGGAAGAACCUGGUCUCCCGCUGCUCCAGCAGUAUCAGUGGCUACAUGCAGUCCUCACAGAGAGACAUUAUGGGUACACAUUAUCAUAAGAUUGAAUUUAGACAUCUCAUAGAUCACUGCAUCAUGUUCCAUCAAUGGACAAGAUCAUUGUGGUCAUAAUAUUCUUCAGAUCUUAACAGUUUCCAUGAUAUAACAUUCUAUUAUUUUUGUUGUUGUGAAACUUUGAAAUUGGUGCACAAGUGUUCAUUUGUUUUGAGGUUUUCUGAAAUUGACAU